AUACAGUUCCCAUGACAGAGUCCAAAAUUCUGCCUUUCCUUUGGGCCAUGUAUUCGCACUACAAACUAAAUUUAUCUUACCAUGGGUAACAUAACCAAGGGAGCCAGCACAUCCACAACUGAGUCUGACCCUUUCACUUACUCCCUUUCUUCCUGUAGGCGGAAGGGAUUUAAGUCACUUCAGGCAAAACUAUAUGAAGCAAUAAUGAAAGAUGACAGCACCAGCAUUAAAGCUUUACUAGCACACCAGCCUGUCAAUGAACCACUGAUUGUCUGGGAUAACUGUGCAUGCAGAAGAUCACUGUCAAUCCAGGAUCGGUCUAUUCUUCCAAUUCACUUAGCUGCCAAACACAGAAGAGAGAAGAGUUUGCGUUGUUUGCUAGAAUCUGGUGCUGACCCAAAACUAAGAGAUAACAGAGGUUACACAGCACUUCACCUCCUCCUGCUACACUGGCCAAAUAUUUAUCUAACUGGGACAGACAUUUUGACCAGAUUUCAGAGAAACCUGGGAAUUACACAGAGUAAUGCAGAAGAAUGUCUUCGUAUCUUGUGUGAGAAGGAAGUUCAAACAGAUCCUGAAAUGGAUAGUAACUACAAACACAGCUCCUUACAUUUAGCCCUACACUCUGGAGCCUCUCGAGCUAUAUCUAUUCUAAUUGAGAAUGGUGCCAACAUAGAUGACAGAGAUGAGUUUGGCAAAACAGCGCUUCACACUGCUGCAGAGCAUUUGAACAAGGAGGUAACAGAAACUUUAAUCACCUGUGGAGCAAACAUUAAUUGUACUCUUCCAAUUUAUGGAAAAACUGCUCUUCAGCUUGCAGUGUGCACUGCAUCAUCUAAAGCAGGCACAGUUUUAGCUGCCGAUAUAGAUUGCAUCCAUUUACUGUUAAUGAAUGGAGCCAAAGUAAAUACUCAAGAUUGUGAAGGACGAGCAGCUAUUCAUGAUGCUUGCUUGGGAGGCAGAAAAGAAAUAGUUGAUCUCCUCGUAGAUUACCAUGCAGAUGUUAACAUUUUAACAAGACAAGGGCAAUCUCCCCUUUUUCUGUUUCUUCAACACAGGUCAAAUCUAAGAUGUACAUCACUGUUAAAUAAGUUGUUAAACCUCUCAUACCCAUUGAAGCUAACCAAUAAUCAAGGAGAUCUACCCACUGGACUUCUGCUCCAAGAAUUUCAAAUACAAAAAGACUUUCUUGUAAGAUUAUCACAUAACAUGUUGUCUCUGCAAGACAUCUGCAAAAUCACUGUCAGAAGAAUAUAUGGGGAAAAACACAAACAAUGCUUGAAAAAACAACUUCCUGUAACUGUGUGGAAUUCUUUAUACAACUACCAGGACUACUCACAACUUUGGUAAAUAAAUCUCAUGACUUAAACAGUCACAAAAUUAAAUGAUUCUGGCAAA
Messenger RNA from Mauremys reevesii (Reeves's turtle), 1398 nucleotides. It is a transcript of the gene ANKRD61, whose product is annotated as ankyrin repeat domain 61. Lineage: Eukaryota; Metazoa; Chordata; Testudines; Geoemydidae. Gene Ontology annotation, cellular component: nucleus. The transcript is spliced from 3 exons. Gene Ontology annotation, molecular function: transcription cis-regulatory region binding; protein binding. Bases 82 to 1350 code for a protein of 422 amino acids. Gene Ontology annotation, biological process: positive regulation of transcription by RNA polymerase II. The record is from RefSeq and is a predicted model, not a curated record.